Centruroides sculpturatus (bark scorpion) is the source of this 2592-nucleotide messenger RNA. RefSeq names its product RNA-binding protein 39-like (gene Caper). NCBI's taxonomy places the organism in Eukaryota, Metazoa, Arthropoda, Arachnida, Scorpiones, Buthidae. The transcript is spliced from 22 exons. Gene Ontology annotation, molecular function: RNA binding. Bases 587 to 2314 code for a protein of 575 amino acids. The record is from RefSeq and is a predicted model, not a curated record. Gene Ontology annotation, biological process: mRNA processing. Gene Ontology annotation, cellular component: nucleus.
UUCAUUUUGUAGUCCCCGUUUUGUUACGUUGUUUGGUCGAUUGAUAUUGUGGGGUGCUUGAUUUAAGCAUUUCCAUUUAAAUUUUGGCAUUUCGUUUGUAUUUGAGUAAUUGUUAAUUACUAUUGUUUAUAAAAAUUGGACUUAUUCUAUCAGCUGAACGUUUUGCUCUUCUGGCUGGAAUGAAAUAAAACAAUUACAGUAGAGUCCUGAUUAACCAAGACCCUGUUACUGAUUCUGCAGUAUCCAAGAUGAAAUGUGGAAGAGUACUUUGUCAGUAAAGACAAGAGUUUAAUACAGUACAGUUUGUUUCAUGAAUCUUGGCCAGAUGAUGCACAGUAUUCAAAAGGAACUCGAAGUUUUGAAAAGAAUUUACUCUGAAAGAAACAUUUUAAAAUUGUUUGCUGAGUAUAUCUAUUUUGAUGUAGAAGACAACCAGUAUCAACUGAUAGUUCCAAAGAAUAAUAAAUGUAGUAGAUGUUUUUCUUCACUAAGAUAAACUGUGAAUGAUCUGCAAGGCAGUCAUCGUGAGAGUGAAGGAUAAACCUGCAAACUAAAUUAUUGAUUUAUUGGACUGAUUAUUAUAUAAAUGGUAUUAACCAUGUCUGAUGAUCUUGAUGUUGAAGCUAUGUUGGAAGCCCCAUAUUCCAAGGGUGAAAAAAAAGGGAAUAGUGAUAAUGAUAAUGUGCAUAAUGAGAUAUUUCCAAUUUCAUCAAUAGGAUACAUACAGGAUGAAGUAAAUGGAAGAUUGGACGAUAGUAGCACUGCCAACAAAGAAAACAGGCGGAAGAGUAGCAGUAGUAAAAAGAAAAAGCACAGUAGAAGCCGGAGCAGAAGCAGAGGAAGACGAAGUAGAAGUCGCAGUCAUGGUAGAAGAAGUAGAAGCAGAGGACGAACUAAUCGAAACCGGCGAAGUAGAAGCAGAGGUAGACGUAGUCGCAGUAGAGGGCGAAGAAGUAGUAGAAGUAGAGAAAGACGAAGGCACAGUCGCAGUCAUAGCAGAACUAGAGAUAGAAGACGUAGCAGGAGUCGAAGUAGAGACCGUCGUCAUGCUAGUAGAGAAAGAAGGCGAAGCAGAUCACGGUCUCCAAGGAGAGAUUACAGGAGGAGGCAUUCUAUUUCCAAGAGUCCAGUCAGACGACGUUCUCCAUCAAAAAGUCCGUUGAGUUCAAUGCCAUCAAUAGAUAGUGGUCCAUUAAGUAGAAUGUCUGCAGAAUUAAAUUCAGAAGAUAAAGAUCAAAGAACGGUAUUUUGUAUGCAACUUUCCCAGAGAGUUAGAACACGUGAUUUAGAAGAAUUUUUUUCAUCUGUAGGAAAAGUUUGUGAUGUAAGAAUAAUUAUGGACAAUAAAACACGAAGAUCAAAAGGAAUAGCAUACAUAGAAUUCGCCAGUAUUGAAUCUGUUCCUUUGGCAUUGGGAUUGAAUGGUCAAAAAUUAUUAGGAGUCCCAAUUAUAGUACAGCCAACUCAAGCAGAGAAAAAUAGACUUGCUGCCAGUGCCAACAAUCUUCAGAAAGGAAAUACAGGCCCCAUGAGACUAUAUGUUGGGUCUCUUCAUUUUAAUAUAACAGAAGAUAUGUUACGUGGAAUUUUUGAACCAUUUGGAAGGAUUGAUAAAAUUGAAUUAAUAAGAGAUUCUGAAACCGGGAGGUCUAAAGGUUAUGGAUUCAUAACAUCAAAAUUAUCAUCGAUUUCUGCCAUUUUGACGUUUCAUGAUGCUGAAGAUGCUAAAAAAGCCUUAGAACAGUUAAAUGGAUUUGAAUUAGCAGGUAGACCUAUGAAAGUAGGUCACGUCACAGAAAGAACUGAUACUGCACAAGGUCCUUCAUUUUUAGACAGUGAUGAAUUAGAUCGUACUGGUAUUGAUCUUGGAGCAACAGGAAGGCUUCAAUUAAUGGCAAAAUUAGCAGAAGGUACUGGUUUUGAAAUUCCUCAGGCAGCUGUAACAGCAUUACAAAUGACUCAAGGAAGUCUUAUUGGACAACAAGCUGCUCCACCAAUUGCAACACAGUGUUUUAUGUUAUCAAAUAUGUUUGAUCCUACAACUGAAACAAAUCCAACAUGGGAUGAAGAAAUUAAGAAUGAUGUUGUAGAAGAAUGCAGAAAACAUGGUGGUGCUCUUCAUGUUUUUGUGGAUAAAAUAUCCCCUCAAGGAAAUGUUUAUGUUAAAUGUCAAAGCAUAGCAGCAGCAGUGGCUUCAGUUAAUGCACUUCAUGGUCGAUGGUUUGCAGGUCGUGUCAUUACAGCAGCAUAUGUACCUGUAGUAAAUUACCACAGUUUAUUUCCAGCUGCAAUCACAGCAAGUACAUUGUUGUAAUCACUUUUUGUAAGGUAAAAAUUUCACCCGGAUCAUUCAUCACAAAAUAAUGUGGAUUUCAUUCAUAAGUGUAAAAAGUAUCACAAUUUAAUGUUGUGAUUAUCUGUAGUUUUUUUAUAGCACUUUCUGGGUACACUUUUAAACUUUGAUCUUUUGAAAGACUAAAUUCUUACAGAUAUUAGAAAGAUUGUACAGAAAGAAAGCAUAUGUGGUGGUGUAUAUAAUUUUGUCAGUUUUCUUGUACCCAAAUGUAAAAAUAAAAUUACUUGUGCAGUUGA